Bradysia coprophila is the source of this 4262-nucleotide messenger RNA. RefSeq names its product clathrin interactor lqfR (gene lqfR). Gene Ontology annotation, cellular component: plasma membrane; endosome; clathrin vesicle coat. Gene Ontology annotation, biological process: endocytosis. Gene Ontology annotation, molecular function: clathrin binding; phospholipid binding. The record is from RefSeq and is a predicted model, not a curated record. NCBI's taxonomy places the organism in Eukaryota, Metazoa, Arthropoda, Insecta, Diptera, Sciaridae.
AGUAAGUAAAAUUGUGAUACACGAUUUCGUCGAAAAAAAAACCCCAUUCAUUCCGUACAAAAUCAGCCAAAUCACCAAAGUUUCAUUUCUUUGCAGAAAAUUAAUUUUUCAUUUAUAAAAGUGGUUUAAUCGUCAGUAAAUUAGUGAGAAACUGUUACAUUACCAUUGAAACAAUUCAGGCAAAAUGGUAGAUAAAUUCAUAAGCAUGUGGAAAGUGCGAGAACUCGCCGAUAAAGUAACCAAUGUCGUAAUGAACUACACGGAAAUUGAGGGGAAGGUACGUGAGGCCACAAAUGACGAACAAUGGGGUCCCACCGGUCAAAUAAUGCAGGAAUUAGCUCAUGCAACUUUCACCUAUGAACAUUUUCCCGAAGUUAUGUCAAUGUUGUGGAAACGAAUGUUACAAGACAAUAAAACAAAUUGGCGGAGAACGUACAAGAGUUUGCUGCUUCUUAACUAUUUGGUUCGAAAUGGUUCGGAACGAGUGGUGACAUCGUCCAGAGAACAUAUUUAUGAUUUACGGUCAUUGGAAAACUACACUUUUACAGACGAAAAUGGCAAAGAUCAGGGAAUCAAUGUCAGACAUAAGGUUCGUGAAUUAAUCGAUUUUAUUCAAGACGAUGAUAAACUGCGAGAGGAGCGUAAAAAGGCGAAGAAAAACAAGGACAAAUAUAUCGGAAUGAGUGCGGAUGCAAUGGGAAUGCGUAUGGGUGGUUCAACUGGUUCUUACAAUGAUAAUUGGGACUCGAGUCGGCGAUCCGGUGGUGCCGAUCGAUCCGGUGGCGAUCGACACGGUGACAGAAAUUGGUAUUCGGAAAACAGAUCGAGAGGUGAUUACGAGGACGAUUAUCAGUACGAUGGCGAGCGUGAAGAUUCCGAUGUUGAAUCAUCGGAACCGCCUACAUCAGCCAGACGAUAUCGAGAUAAGGACCGAUCAUCGCCCGUCAGCAGCUCAUACUCCAAUACGGAUAGGAAACCGCAAUCAACGAUCAAUGUUACAGUGAAUCCGAAAAAUCCGGUUAUUACCAAAGCGCCUCUGCCAAAGUCAGCGAAAAAAAUUGACAUGGGAGCCGCAACGAAUUUUGGUAAAAGUGAUUUGGGAAUCAAUUCGCCCACCCAUCGUAACACCCAUGCCGAAGAAGACCUCUUUUCCGCGGAUAGUACGCCCAGCAAUAACAACAACAAUACUAAGCCAACGGAGAAUAUGUUCAAAACGUGUUCGCCAUCGCCGACAAAUAUCAAAAAUGACAACCGAAACGAGUUGGAUUUCAAUCCGCGCGAAGACGAAAACGAAUUUGGCGACUUUGCUAGUGCAUUCGGUUCGGUGACGCUCAAAGACGAUGUACCUAAAGAUGAUUUCGCUGAUUUUAGUAAUGUUUUCGCACAACCCGCGGCUCCAACCUCAAACAAUGCCAAUAAUUUACUACUUGAUCCAUCGCCAAUGUCAAUGUUUGGUCAAUUUACAAAUAAUCCAGUUAAUUUGAUGUCACCUUCCACUUUAUAUCAACCGCAACCACAACAACAACAACCUCAACCGGCGUCUGAUUUAUUAUCAGAUUUUGGUGGAUUAACAUUCAAUGCUCCAGUUAGUAACGCGCUCAACAACGAUUCAAUUCAACCAAAAACACCACAAGACACCGACAUCGGUAUACACUCAAAACUACGGAACAUUUUACGAAAUAUUCAAACAGCAACAGCGCUACGCUCAACCAACGACAUGCAACGAUUCGAACAACUGAUGGUGGAUUUUAUUAAUCAACAUCCCGGUUCAUUGACGCCGGAAAAAGUGAUGCGAAUCGAUGAAGCCAUUUACGUAGAUUGGAAGUCAAUUGCUGUCAACGAGUAUUCACAGUGCCUUGAGGCUGUACUGCAUCGAGUCGAUAGAAACUGGCCGAAUGUUGUUGGCGGGCCGAGCGUUUUUCAACAGCUGUUUACUGUUGACUGUAAUGCAGAGUUUGUUAUGGAAAGUGUGACGACUCUGGCAACAAAUUUGUCGAAAAACUGUGCAGUUCUGUUGCAUGUACUUUCGAACAUAAUCAACAGUGAAACAGCAUUGUUUACAACAUUCCUGGAUCUGAGCUACAACGACGAUGGAUUGAGUGAAACGAACAAAAAUUUGUUGGAGAAACGCUGCGAAGAUUUUAUUCAGAUAUUGGUUAGCCUGCCGAGUCGGGUAGCUAAUGAAAUGAGGCAGUUAACACCUGACGAAUUCUUAACCGAUGGCUUUAGCAGAAUCGUUCUGUCUCACAUUUUGAAAACCGUAUCAUUUGCAUGUAAUGUAAAUUCGAUGGAGGCGCGACCCGUGUUCAAUGGUACCUUCAUUACGAAAUUGUUGAGCAAAGUCAUCACGAAUUUCCACAUGGAACGAACAUCGAAACCAAUUGUGCAAACCAUCAAAGCCUUAGCGUCGUUGAGUAACCAGUCCCCUGUGAUGAUGCAAUUUGUCAGCGAAACAUUUAUUGGUUUAAGUCGACAAGCUAUCGACAUCAUUGCAGUGUUCAUUCUAAAGCACAUUCCCAACGUUCAACGAAUACUGGGUCCGAAUGCAAUUUCAAGAUCCGCUAACUGGAAGCAAUGUCUUCUGGUGACCAUUCCGUUUCUGAAUUUCUUUCGUGAUCCAAACAUUUGCAUUAAUUUCGUUCGUUAUUUGUGUGAUGUCGAUGAGGCGCAGUUGAUGGACACGCUUCUGUUGGAAUUGGUGUCAACAUGGGCGAGUAAAAUAUCCAUUUGUAGAACAUCAAUCGACCAGCAUAUUUACCUAUCGUCACUGAUUCUGUUGAUUGUGCAUUCCAAAAAGCGGUCCGAUGAAACUAAAUUCAAGGAAAUUUUGUUCCGCGGUGUACAGCAACACAUUGACAGUCAGAAUAGUUCUAUACGAUGUAUUGGAAUGAUAUUGACCGAAUUGGUGCUGAAUAAAAUCGAUUCAUUUGCGGCGGAGGAGAAGCUUCAAUUUGAUUAUACGGCCUUCGACUCACAUGACAAAGAGAUCAUCGCUGAUUUAAACCGACUUUGUGGUUUGUAUGACAAUCAGCAGUCGUCAGAAGAUGUUUUCGACGACGAAGAGAUAAUUAUUCAACGAAAACCGGAACAACUGAUACGUCCUCAGUCGAAUCAGAUCCUUAAAGUAAAUGAGGAACUUGAUUCGGACGAUGAUUUAGAAUCUUAUGACAUGUCGAACGAUGUACCCGUUGUGCUCGACAAAGCGCCAAAGUAUUUGCAAGACUUGAAAGAAUUGAUUUGUGAGACGGACGAUCCGAAUAUUUUCGCAUCCUGUCUUGAAAAUGGGCGAGACUUAAUACUUGAGCAGCUUCCCAACGAUGAUGCUUUACUAGGUCUGGAUCUUUUACGAAUUUUGAUUGGUUUAGACCAGAAAUUUUAUAUGACAAAUUUCGAAGAGCAUCGGCUGUCUAGCUGCGUAGCAAUUUGCACAGUUUAUCCCAAAGAAUGCGUUGAGUACAUUUGUGGCGAAUUUAAUUCGGAAGUGGGGCGAUACUCACUUGCGAAUAAGAUUUUAAUGUUGGAGAUUAUUGCCGAAAGUGCCAAAGAAUUGUCGUCGCUUGAAACAGCCAGCAGUAAACUUCAAACCAAAACCAAAUCCUCCGACAAUCAUGUCAAAAAAUUGUCUAAUCCACUCGAAGAUGUCAAAAUCAAGGAAACGGAAAGAAUUAUUCGUGAUCGGAUUGAGAAGAAAUCGAAAAGAUUUGCAACAAAAUCAACGCACCUGUUAAAGCAUGCCCAACAAAAUCGAUUCGCCCCAUUCGCUGGGAACUUUUUCUACUCGCUGCUACACGGUUUUGGUAAACAUCAACUUACGUUAACUUCAUCGAAGUCACUAAAACACGACAUCGACAACAUUCUUCUGAUUAACUUUUUGCAAACGCUUACAACGAUCGUACUGGCUGCGCGUAACUGCAUCAUCGUAACGAAAUUUGCUAAGGACAUUUUGCUGAUGUGCUCCAUGUUACGAUUCAAUGAUGAAGCAAAAAUUCGAUUGGUUGUGCUGCAAAUGUAUGCAUCAGUUUUGAUAACCGUUCCAAGGUGGUCGUUGCACAGUGAAUUUUUCGACGAUUUGUGCGAAAUGAAAGUGUGGCUGGAGGCGUGCUGUCAAUUUAAUGUUAUCAAAAGGGAACAGAACGACGAGUGUAGAGAGAUGGCCGAACAUGUUCUUGUUCUUUGUUUAAAUGUGUUGAGCACCAAUUAGAAAUGUAGAUUUUUAGUAUUUUCUCAGUAUUUUUGAUAAAUAAAACGCGUUGCCAUGACAA